Lepus europaeus (European hare) is the source of this 1626-nucleotide messenger RNA. It is a transcript of the gene TBX21, whose product is annotated as T-box transcription factor 21. The transcript has 6 exons. Gene Ontology annotation, cellular component: nucleus. Gene Ontology annotation, molecular function: RNA polymerase II cis-regulatory region sequence-specific DNA binding; DNA-binding transcription factor activity, RNA polymerase II-specific. The record is from RefSeq and is a predicted model, not a curated record. Gene Ontology annotation, biological process: cell fate specification; positive regulation of DNA-templated transcription; regulation of transcription by RNA polymerase II. Lineage: Eukaryota; Metazoa; Chordata; Mammalia; Lagomorpha; Leporidae. The coding region runs from base 1 to 1596 and encodes 531 amino acids.
AUGGGCAUCGUGGAGCCGGGCUGCGGAGAGAUGCUGACGGGCACCGAGCCGAUGCCGGCGAGCGACGAGGGCCGGGCGCCUGGCGCCGACCCGCAGCACCGCUACUUCUACCCGGAGCCCGGCGCGCAGGACCCCGCCGACCGGCGCGGGGGCGGCAGCCUCGGGGCGUCCUACGCAGGGGGCGCCCUGGUGCCGGCCCCGCCAGGCCGCUUCCUCGGAGCCUACGCCUACCCGCCCCGGCCCCAGGCGGCCGGCUUCCCCGGGACUGCCGAGCCCUAUCCUCCGCCGGCGGGCGCCGAGGGCUACCAGCCCGGGGAUGGCUACGCAGCCCCGGACCCGCGCGCCAGCCUCUACCCGGGGCCGCGCGAGGACUAUGCGCUGCCCGCAGGGCUGGAGGUGUCGGGAAAGCUGAGAGUAGCGCUCAACAACCACCUGUUGUGGUCCAAGUUCAAUCAGCACCAGACGGAGAUGAUCAUCACCAAGCAGGGGCGGAGGAUGUUCCCGUUCCUGUCGUUCACCGUGGCGGGGCUGGAGCCCACCAGCCACUACAGGAUGUUCGUGGACGUGGUCUUGGUGGACCAGCACCACUGGCGGUACCAGAGCGGCAAGUGGGUGCAGUGUGGAAAGGCCGAAGGCAGCAUGUCAGGAAACCGCCUGUACGUCCACCCAGAUUCACCCAACACCGGAGCCCACUGGAUGCGCCAGGAAGUUUCAUUUGGGAAACUGAAGCUCACGAACAACAAAGGGGCCUCCAACAACGUGACCCAGAUGAUCGUGCUGCAGUCCCUCCAUAAGUACCAGCCCCGGCUGCACAUCGUGGAGGUGACGGACGGAGAGCCGGAGGCAGCGUGCCACGCCGCCAACACGCACGUCUUCACCUUCCAAGAGACGCAGUUCAUCGCCGUGACCGCCUACCAGAACGCCGAGAUCACACAGCUGAAGAUUGACAACAACCCCUUUGCCAAAGGCUUCCGGGAGAACUUUGAGUCCAUGUAUGCAUCUGUGGACACCAGCGUCCCCUCCCCGCCUGCACCCAACUGUCAGGUUCCUGGCGGAGACCCCUACUCGCCUCUCCUCCCCAGCCAGUACCCUGUUCCCAGCCGUUUCUACCCCGAGCUUCCUGGCCAGGCCAAGGAGGUGGUUCCGCAGCCUUACUGGCUGGGGCCCCCCCGGGACCACAGCUAUGAAGCCGAGUUUCGAGCGGUCAGCAUGAAGCCCACAUUCCUGCCUUCCGCCCCCGGGCCCACCAUGCCCUACUACCGCAGCCAGGAGGUCCUGGCGCCUGCAGCCGGCUGGCCGGUGGCCCCCCAGUACCCACCCAAGAUGGGCACAGCCAGCUGGUUCCGCCCCAUGCGGACUCUGCCCAUGGAACCUGGCCCCAGAGCCUCGGAGGACCAGGUCUCCGCCUCGCUCUGGACUGACAUCACGCCCCUCCGGCCGGAGUCCAGUGACUCAGGGCUGGGCGAAGGGGACUCUAAGAGGAGACGCGUGUCCCCCUAUCCUUCCAGUGGGGACAGCUCCUCCCCCGCCGGGGCCCCGUCCCCUUUUGAUAAGGAGGUCGCGGAGGGCCAGUUUUAUAACUAUUUCCCCAACUGAGCCGGUGUGGACCUGGUGCGAGGCACAGAA